AUGGCCAUGGUCGGCCGGCAGAAGGUCUGCCACAUGCGGCCGCACAACAAAGAGCCUGAAUGGUCCAGCAUAUGCAACAAUGUCCUUGACCAAUACCUAGACGACGACGAUCUGUUUGGCUUUGGCACCGAGCAAAGAAAGACAAGCUCCUCGGACGAUUCUGUGAAUCUCUUUGGCUUCUCAGGCGCCAGCGAACAAAGCAACCAGACUUCCGGUACAUCGCCAAUACCUUCCAUCGAGCUGCCCGAUUACCCGCCGAGUGAGGCCCAGCAGCCAAAGGCGAAAGUACCGUUGGACUUUUGGCACAAGAAGCUACGAGCAUUGGAACAACAUGCAGCAGCAUCAGAACAACACACUCAGAAGCUGCGGACAACGAAGUCCCACCCAGACUUCCUGAGUCUAGGUGGCUAUCCUUCGCCACCUGCGAUGCUACAAUCACCCACUGGCCAAUCAUACUCUGCGCAGCGUUCAAAGUCUAGAUCGACCGCAAACGGAAAGAAGCCUCAGACCCAGCGCAGUGUCACCAACUUACGAGCUGUCUCGAGGGGUCGGCCGACUGGAGUAACGAAGCCACCUGCCGCCGCCGCCGCUGGCGCUCAGUACAGCACAACUCGCAAGGCGAGUGCCUCACCAUCCAAGAUGAUGAACCCUUCUCGCUUCCGCGCAGGGUUCAAAAAUGUUUGGGCAGAUCGCAUUGAAUCGUCGCCAAGCAAAUAUGAGCUCAGACUGCCCUCUCAGACGUUCCCAGCCUCGCCGCCACAUUCGGGCAAGUCAAUGUCAGACUCCUUCGCUGCUUUCGGCUCACCGAUCAAUUACGACCCGAUUCCUGGAUACGAAGACCAGAUCUCUCCAUUGGCAAAGACAUUUCGCCAAGCCCGGCUGUACACGCCUACGCAGUCGCCGUUGUUGAGUCCCGGCAGUCUACCAGCGUCAUCAUACUUUGAAGCCAUACCGCCUCUCCCAUCGAACCCAUACGCCGCGCAGACGGUACCACUCAACGACACCGCUCCUCUGUAUCCUGAUCGAAGCGACUCUCUUGCAGCGAACAAGAUUCAAUCGUUCGACUUCGGCUUCUCGGGUUCACCAGAUGACGACCUCUGGGGAAGUGGAAAUUUCCAGGAGCCAUUGAGUGACCCGUAUAUCUCUGACCCUUUCACUGACAAUGAUCCAUUCGGCACCAACACACGAAGUCAUUUGGACAACUCGACACUCGACCUCGGUCUCGGUAUCAGUUGCGAUCCAACGUUGAUCUCCACCAGUUAUGCGCCGACAAACAACCGCAUCCUUCCUAGCUCUACCUACAAUCCUCAUCACGAACCUCCAAGUCCAUACUACGUUCCCUCGCUCCCCAACGGCUUGCCCAAUACCCACUAUCGCCGCCCUGAGCCGCAAUUCACUCCGAAUGGCCUACCUCACACGCCUCACCGACGAGCAGGCUCGGACUCGCCUUCUCCGCCAGAGACCGAGCCCCAUCGUCGACAUCGCUCGUCAUCCCGGCGAACGUCCCGUCACCAUCGACAGACGAAGUCGUCGAAUCCAGCUCCGCGGACAACCACGGGCGGUGCUCAAGGUGGCUUCGUCAACUAUACGCCGCAGGAUUGUAACAAGAUCCUUAGUGGGGUGGCACCUUCCGGCAGCUCGAAGACGAAAGCGAGAAGGGAGAAGGAAGCGCUAGAUAAGAGAAGGAGAUUGAGUCAGGCGGCGAUGAAGGCUGUUAUUGAGGCGGGUGGGGAUCUGGACGCUUUGACCAAGGCUGGGCUGGAUGGAGAUUUGACGUAUUGCGAUUAG
Molecule: messenger RNA, 1788 nt
Organism: Zymoseptoria tritici IPO323
Lineage: Eukaryota; Fungi; Ascomycota; Dothideomycetes; Mycosphaerellales; Mycosphaerellaceae
Exons: 1
Coding region: 1-1788 (595 amino acids)
Source: RefSeq, a predicted model, not a curated record